Messenger RNA from Prunus armeniaca (apricot), 156 nucleotides. NCBI's taxonomy places the organism in Eukaryota, Viridiplantae, Streptophyta, Magnoliopsida, Rosales, Rosaceae. The record is from the annotation of a GenBank genome assembly.
AUGCUGGAGUUUGCGGAGAAAGUUGGGUGGAGGAUUCAGAAGCAUGACGAGGCAGCGGUGGAGGAGUUUUGUGGAGAGACUGGAGUGAAGCGACAGGUUCUCAAGGUUUGGAUGCACAACAACAAGCACACCCUCGGUAAGAAAUUAGGGCCUUAA